AUGAUCAUGUCGUCGCCCCAAAUGCGCACGCCAUUCCAGGCCGCGCGCCCAAGCCAGGCGGCCGGGCGAGAUUCGAAGAAGCGGCUGCUCGACGAAUCUCCAAAGCGCACAGCGCUGUCAAUGCUGUCAGUGCCCGUGGCGCCAGUAGCGCCGCAACGAAAACCAAUGCUUGGCGCACCGCCCGUGCUAGCGGCCCGGUCCAAGUCGCUGAUUGACUUUCGGCCGCCGCAUGCCGCGCCUCUCGGCACGCUCUCGCCGCCUCGCCCGGCCAAGCUCCGGCGCGCCACGUCACUGCUCGCCGCCGCCGAAGCAGCGCCCGACCGCUUCAUCCCCAGUCACCGCAAUUCUUCGCGCGGCAAAUUGGCAUCGAGCGCAGCACCUCCACAUCCCAAUGCACUGCCGCAGACACACAUCCAGGCGCAAACAUCGAAAAUAUACCAGCGGCACGUGGCUGCCGCAUGCGGGCUCGAUGUGACGCUGCGCAUCUUGAGUUUCUGUCCGCCGCCGCCCGAGCGCAGCACGCCGCUCCGGCUUUUCUCCGACCACAGUCUCCGCCCCGCGGCAGCGUCGGCGCGCGCCAAAAAGAUUCCUACCGCGCCCGACCGCGUGCUCGACGCCCCCAAUAUUGUCGACGACUUCUACCUCAACCUUGUAGCAUGGUCUGCCACCAACCUUAUUGCCGUGGGUCUUGCUGACGCCGUGUACGUAUGGAACGCCUCCACUGGCGCCGUGGGUCUUUUGUGCGAACUCGAAGGAUCCACCGUGACAUCUUUGCGGUGGCUGGACGACGGGUCGUACAUUUCUGUCGGGCGAGACGACGGCGGCGUGGAAAUCUGGGACAUCGAGACCAACGCGCGGCUCCGGACCCUCGCAGUGGGCGCGGGCGCGCGUGUGGCCGCCCAGGCGUGGCUGCUGCACAUGCUCACGACGGGCGCCAAAGACGGCCGCAUCAGCAACAGCGACGUGCGCGUGGCGCGCCAUUUGGUGGGCGUGCGCCAUGCGCACGCGGCCGAGGUGUGCGGCCUCGAGUACCGCUCGGACGGGCACGUUUUCGCCAGCGGCGGCAACGACAACGUGGUGGCCAUUUGGGACGCGCGAAGCACCAACUCGACUACGGGCGCAACAUGCUCUGGCAGCGGCUGCGGAUGCUCUGGAAGCGUGGGUAAUGGGUCGGGCAUUGGGUGCGGCGCGCUCUUCCGCAAAAACACCCACCGCGCCGCGGUGAAGGCGUUGGCGUGGUGUCCCGUGCAGCGGCUGUUGCUUGCGUCGGGCGGAGGGUCGAGCGACCGCACCAUCCACUUUUGGAACGCCUCCAGCGGCGCGCGCGUCAAUCUGAUCGAGACCGGCGCGCAGAUUUCUUCGCUCCAUUGGGGCCACGCCAAAGGCACAGGGCUCGAAGUGGUGGCCACCCACGGGUUCCCUCUGAACCUGGUUUCGCUUUUCAACUACCCCACGCUCCAAAAAACCGGCGACAUUGCCGCGGCACACGACCUGCGUAUUCUCAGCGGGUGUCUCAGUCCUGAUGGCACUACGUUGGCGACCGUCGCGGGCGACGAGAACUUGAAGUUCUGGGCACUUUUCGACGCGCGCCCCGAGGAACGACCAGACGCUAAACACAUGGCCAAGCUCAUGAAUAUCCGGUGA
Messenger RNA from Clavispora lusitaniae ATCC 42720, 1644 nucleotides. It is a transcript of the gene CDC20, whose product is annotated as ubiquitin-protein transferase activating protein. NCBI's taxonomy places the organism in Eukaryota, Fungi, Ascomycota, Pichiomycetes, Serinales, Metschnikowiaceae. The record is from RefSeq and is a predicted model, not a curated record. Gene Ontology annotation, molecular function: anaphase-promoting complex binding; ubiquitin ligase activator activity; protein binding. Gene Ontology annotation, cellular component: anaphase-promoting complex. Gene Ontology annotation, biological process: positive regulation of ubiquitin protein ligase activity; positive regulation of anaphase-promoting complex-dependent catabolic process; anaphase-promoting complex-dependent catabolic process.